Torulaspora delbrueckii is the source of this 1275-nucleotide messenger RNA. It is a transcript of the gene PZF1, whose product is annotated as Pzf1p. Bases 1 to 1275 code for a protein of 424 amino acids. Gene Ontology annotation, biological process: regulation of transcription by RNA polymerase II. The transcript has a single exon. Gene Ontology annotation, molecular function: RNA polymerase II cis-regulatory region sequence-specific DNA binding; DNA-binding transcription factor activity, RNA polymerase II-specific. The record is from RefSeq and is a predicted model, not a curated record. NCBI's taxonomy places the organism in Eukaryota, Fungi, Ascomycota, Saccharomycetes, Saccharomycetales, Saccharomycetaceae. Gene Ontology annotation, cellular component: nucleus.
AUGCUUACGGACCUGCGAGAUGUAAAGGGAGAAAUUGAGGAGUUAAAAGAUCCCGGAUCAUUUUGUUUGUCCAGGUCAAAUACCUCCGAUAGUUUGAAUUCGCUUUCAAGUAUUACAUCCUCCACAGCUUCUACUGCUAGGGCCAAAAGUUAUUUCUGCGAUUACGAUGGCUGCAACAAGGCUUUUACACGACCUUCUUUGUUGACAGAACACCAGGAAGUUGUACAUCAAGGGAAGAAACGGUAUAUAUGCGACGAGUGUCACAGGUCAUUCUCAAAGAAGAGCCACCUGGAACGUCAUGUGUAUGUCCAUUCCCAGGAUAAGCCUCUUCACUGCUCGUCUUGCGGAAAAGGGUUUACCACUGGGCAGCAAUUAAGGAGGCAUGAGAUAACUCACACUAAAUCAUUCAAAUGCCCUUACGAUGAAUGCAACGAGUCCUUUUACAAACAUCCUCAACUGAGGUCCCACAUACUAGCGGUUCAUGAAAAGAAAUUGAGCUGCAAGAUUUGUAACAAGGAGUUCCAGAGGCCGUAUAGGCUCCAAAACCAUAUGGUAAAGCAUCAUAACCCAGUCCUAGAGAAUCCGUAUCAAUGUUCUUUUGCAAGUUGUGCCAAAAGUUUCAAGACGUGGUCUCAACUUCAGACCCAUGUCAAAAGUGACCAUCCAAAACUGCGAUGUCCCGUGUGUGAGAAACCUUGUGUCGGAGAGAGUGGUCUUCAAAUGCACAUGAAAGUACACGACGAGAGCUUGGUCACCAGGAACUGGAAAUGUCAAAUUUGUGAUAAUAUGUCUUUUGCAAGGAAAUCAUCUAUGUUAGAACACUACGCCCAAGAGCAUAUCGAGGAGCACGCUAAGUUGUUGGUAGAGCAAACCCGCUCAGUAGGAAUAAUUGACGAGCGAGAUUUCGAUAGAGCGACGGAGAUCUCUAAUCAACAGGUAAAGAGACGAAAAAUCAGUGAAAUGGGGCUGCUCAAGAGUCAAGCUAAACUGCACCAAUAUUUCGCAGAAGGUAAAGGAGGACUACACCUUUUAUUGAAUACAGUUGGGAGAAAAUUGAGGUGUCCUUAUGACAAAUGUUACAGAACCUUCAAAACCGAGGAGAAAUUUCAAAAGCACUUGGAUAAACAUAAGAUUCAUCAAUUGAAAUUGAAAGUUUUGAAAGAAAAAAUGGAAUCAUCUAGGAACGAAGCAAGUGCUGGUCACAGAGAAGACGAAGCUUUUGAUGAUUCACAAGUUGCAAAUGAUGAGAAGAAUGCGAAGCUGACAAAUAGUUAG